Rhipicephalus sanguineus (brown dog tick) is the source of this 7885-nucleotide messenger RNA. It is a transcript of the gene Chd1, whose product is annotated as chromodomain-helicase-DNA-binding protein 1. The transcript has 33 exons. The record is from RefSeq and is a predicted model, not a curated record. Lineage: Eukaryota; Metazoa; Arthropoda; Arachnida; Ixodida; Ixodidae. Gene Ontology annotation, biological process: regulation of transcription by RNA polymerase II; nucleosome organization. The coding region runs from base 550 to 6282 and encodes 1910 amino acids. Gene Ontology annotation, molecular function: histone binding; ATP-dependent chromatin remodeler activity; DNA binding. Gene Ontology annotation, cellular component: nucleus; chromatin.
UCGCGGUAUCCCAGCGAUCACGCGGUACGCACAACGUCACGACGCAUUGACGGGGAAGGAGCGGCUUUAAACAUGGCGGCUACAAUGGAGCCAGCUACGUUGCGCAGCUCGUGUGCUCUCCCGAAAUCGGUGCCCCCGUCGCGGAUGCGUUGAUUCUCGAGGAUAGUUAAUUAUUUUUAGUGAAGAAACGGACCCUCUAGUGAGUGACUGUAGCCCAGCGGCGUCGUUCUGGAAGAAAUUCCGUGUCUCCUUCGAGGAAGUUGUACGACCCGAUCAUGAUGGCAUCCGUGGGCUGCGGAGCCAUCUUGGCGACACCGAACUCGAAGGUCUAAGCAGGAAGUCUUCGCCUACGUUGGGGUCGGAGACCUCUGGAUUUGCCUCCUGUGCUACUCCGGACUGUUUUUUGGACUCCGGGAGUGACUUUUUUUGCCCGGAACUGUGCUUCGACUCGUGAAUUAGUGCCGGCGACGUUGCCCUACAGCCCGAUCGGCGUGUUAGGCCUAACCCUCCACGUCGGCCACGAAGCGUCUGCAGCCCUUGCGAGGAAACAUGGACAUGUCGGAUGCUGCAAGCAACAGUUCCAAUGCAUCCGAGAGCGACUCGGACUCUGGUGGAUCAUGCUCUGGAUCCAGCUCCGCAAUGCAGAGCCGGAAAUCUGUGUCUGCUUCACCAAAGCUAGAUUCCAGUAACCAGACAGCAAGGACAGGAGAUGACGAUGAUGACAGAAAUGGAAGUGAGUCUGGCAGCAAUCAAGCGUCUAGCUCGGAGAGCGAUAGCCAAAACUCGGACGCCGAGAGUGAUGCUCCCAGUGCCCCUUCCCAACAGCGACGGGUCUCCGAGAGCUCUGCUCAUGAUGAAAGCUCUCGGGACGAGCGGCGGAAACGGCCCAGCAACUCACGACCCGCAAAGCAAGUCUGGGACGAAAACCCGGACAUGUACGGCGUGCGUCGAUCUGGUCGUUAUCGCAAGGAGCCAGAGCGGUACACCAUUGAUGAAUCUGAGGGUAGUGACACAAAAAAGGCAUCCCGAAGCAAUGCUGCACGAUCCCGGAAAGCUUCGGCUGACUGGAGAUCAAGUGGCAACAGUGAUAGCGAUGACAGUGAUGCGGCGGUGCGACCUCGUAAAGCUGCUCCCAAGCGGGCACCUCCCCCAAAGCGGCAGCCCGCAGCAUCGCAGCGGCGCCAGGCAAACCGUGUCACCUACCACAGCUCUGAUGAGAGCUCCGACGAGCCGUCAUCGGAUGAUGACAGUGACGACGAUGGAAAGCGGCAAGGGACUCGGCGAGCUGCUAAGACAGUCAGCUACAAGGAGCAGAGUGCGGAGGAGACUGGCUCGGAUGACCUUGUGGAGGUAGAAUAUGAUGAACAGGCAGCCGCUGCCGAGGCCUCCAACUCUGAGACAGUCGAGAGAGUAAUUGACCAUCGUGUGGGCAAAAAAGGAGCCACGGGAGCCUCAACUACGGUGUAUGCGGUGGAGGAAUUUGGGGAUCCGAAUGCUGGUGCAGCCGAGCUGCCAGACGCCGAGAAGGAAACGCAGUACCUGAUCAAAUGGAAGGGCUGGUCGCACCUCCAUAACACCUGGGAGAGCAUGCAGACACUGCAGGAGCAGAAGGUCAAGGGCCUCAAGAAGCUGGAGAACUACAUCAAGCGUGAGGACGAGCUUCGGAACUGGCGUGACAAUGCCAGCCCCGAAGACAUUGAGUACUACGAGUGCCAGCAGGAGCUCUCCGAGGAGUUGCAGUUCAAGCACAUGGAAGUGGAGAGGAUUAUUUCACAUGCCCCGGCGAAAAGUGGUGAGGCUGAGCAGAUGGACUACCUGUGCAAGUGGGAUGGCCUGCCCUACUCUGAUUGCACCUGGGAGGACGGUAACCUGAUCAAGCGCAAGUUCCAACACGUCAUUGACCAGUAUCACGCUCGCCAGAAAUCACAGAAAAUACCCAGUAAAGUGUGCAAGGUGCUGAAGGUGCGCCCAAAGUUUUCCCCACUGAAGACCCAGCCAUCGUACAUUGGCGGACCCCAGAAACUUGAACUCAGAGACUACCAGUUAGAAGGCUUGAACUGGCUGGCGAACUCAUGGUGCAAGGAGAACGGAGUGAUCCUGGCGGACGAGAUGGGCUUGGGAAAAACAAUUCAAACGAUCAGCUUCCUGACGUACCUGUUUAACCAUCAUGCCCUCUAUGGGCCUUUCCUGCUGGUUGUGCCUCUCUCCACAUUGGCAUCCUGGCAGAAGGAGUUUGCUCAGUGGUCUCCUGACAUGAAUGUCGUCGUCUAUCUUGGAGACGUUUCCUCUCGCAGCAUGAUUCGUGAGCAUGAGUGGUGUCAUCCAGGCAACAAGAGACUGAAGUUUAAUGCAAUUCUGACCACAUACGAGAUUCUUCUGAAGGACAAAGGCUUCUUGGGCAACGUCAGCUGGGCUGUUCUUGGAGUUGAUGAGGCACACAGGCUCAAGAAUGAUGACUCCCUCCUGUACAAGUCACUCUUUGAAUUCGACACAAAUCAUCGCCUCCUCAUUACUGGCACACCGCUGCAGAACUCAUUGAAGGAACUCUGGGCACUACUUCACUUCAUCAUGCCUCAAAAGUUUGAUUCUUGGGAGGACUUUGAGGCAGAGCACAAAGAGAGCGCUGACAAGGGCUACACCAAGCUGCACAAGCAGCUUGAGCCAUUCCUUCUGCGGCGAGUCAAGAAAGAUGUGGAGAAGUCGCUGCCAGCAAAGGUUGAGCGCAUCCUUCGUGUGGAAAUGACCACUGUGCAGAAGCAGUAUUACAAGUGGAUUCUGACGAAAAACUACAAGGCACUUUCCAAGGGCCUGAAGGGGUCUCAAUCUGGUUUCAUUAACAUCAUGAUGGAGCUCAAGAAAUGCUGCAAUCAUGCCAUGCUCAUUCGACCACCUGACAAUCCUAACAACCUGGAUGCACUGCAGCAAAUCAUCCGGGGCAGUGGCAAGCUACUGCUGCUGGACAAGCUGCUGUGCCGGCUGCGGGAGACGGGCCACCGUGUGCUGGUAUUCUCACAGAUGGUGCGCAUGCUGGACAUCAUAGCAGACUACCUGCAGAUGCGCAGGUUCCCGUUUCAGCGCCUUGAUGGCUCCAUCAAGGGCGAGCUUCGGCGGCAAGCCCUCGAUCACUUCAAUGCUGAUGCCUCGCAGGACUUCUGUUUCCUGCUCUCCACGAGGGCGGGUGGUCUGGGUAUCAACCUCGCGACGGCCGACACGGUGGUCAUCUUCGACAGUGAUUGGAACCCACAGAAUGACCUCCAGGCUCAGGCCAGAGCCCACAGAAUUGGCCAGAAAAAUCAGGUGAACAUCUACCGUCUUGUGACUAAAAACAGUGUGGAGGAAGACAUCAUUGAACGUGCAAAACGGAAAAUGGUUUUGGACCAUCUGGUCAUUCAGCGAAUGGACACCACUGGACGUACAGUGCUUUCCAAGAGCAAUGCACCAUCUAGCAACACAACUCCUUUCAACAAAGAAGAAUUGGCGGCCAUACUGAAAUUCGGUGCUGAAGAGCUCUUCAAAGAAACUGAGGAAGGAGACGAGGAGCCUCAGGUUGACAUUGAUGAAAUCCUUCAACGAGCUGAGACAAGAGAAGAGCAGCCAUCUACUGUUGGAGAUGAACUUCUAGGUUCUUUUAAGGUUGCUAGUUUCAAUUUCACCGAAGAAGAGGAAGUGGGUGCUGUGUCUGCCAAGGGGCUCGCUGAAGACGAGUCAUCCCAAAGCAAAGACUGGGAUGACAUCAUCCCCGAGGCUGACCGCAAGAAAGUUGAGGAGGAGGAGCGACUGAAGGAGGAGCUUGAGCUUUACCUGCCGCCUCGAAGUCGCAAGUCCAUCCAUCAGACUGCAAAUUCAGACAGUGAAGACGGGCGAUCACGGAGGAGAGACAGGGGCUCUGGUGCUGGCUCAAACGGAUCAGAUGACGACUCUCGUCCACGAAAGCGUGGCCGCCCGCGGCUUAUUCCACGCGACACGGUCAAAGGCUUCACGGAUGCUGAGAUUCGCCGUUUCAUCAAGAGCUACCGCAAGUUCCCUGCCCCGUCUAAAAGACUCGAUGCAGUUGCGCUGGAUGCUGAGCUUCAAGAGAAGCCUCUGGCUGACCUUAAACGGUUGGCAACCAUGUUGCACACUGGCUGUGAGCAGGCCAUGAAGGAGAACCAGGCAUCUGCUGCAAACACCGACACUCCGGAUGCCAACAACGGAGGUGCACCGGGGCGGCGGAGACACCAGCGCACAACCUUCAAGCUGUCUGGCGUGUCGGUGAAUGCCAAGUCGGUGCUGGCCAGCUACCAAGAGCUCAGUGUGCUAGACUCUAUGCUACCAGUGAGUGCGGAAGAGCGAAGGCACUGGACAAUAGAUUUGCCCACCAAGGAUGCCCACUUCGACACCCCGUGGUCCGUGGCUGAGGAUUCUGCUCUGCUCAGGGGCAUCUAUGAGCACGGCAUGGGCAGCUGGGAGUCCAUUAAGAUGGACCCCAACUUGGGUCUCACUAACAAGAUCCUUCCGGAUGGUGAGGAGCUGAAGCCUCAGUGUAAGCACCUGCAGAGCCGUGCUGACUAUCUUCUCAAGCUGCUGCGCAGGGUGCACGCUCGGCAGAUGGCACUGAAGGAGGGAAAGGAAAAGCCAAAGCGAAACCGAAAAGCCCGUCCAGAAAAGGUCCAUCUCAGCAAAGCUAUUGUUGACAAUGAUGACAGCAAUGACAGUGACACUGCUAUGUCUUCCAAAUCACGCAAAUUCAAAGUAAAGACAGAAGAUGACAGCCACCAAAACAAUGCUCUAGCAGUUAUUGAUGGUGUGGCCAAGGGUCUCAACAUCAGCCCCAGUGCGCCUGUGCCUGAUUCCAAGCUCGGUGCCGACGGUGGAGGUCCGAAAGCAAAGCGAAAAAAGAAGGAAAAGGAUAAGGACAAGGUCAAGGAUGGCAAGGACAAGGACAAGGACAAAAAGAAGAAGAAGAAGGUUGGUCCACUGAGCCUACUCCACGAAGGUGCAGCGGAAGGUGCAAAGCCCAAGGUGAAGAAGGAGAUGCCCGCAAUGCACUAUACUGCCAAUGCUGCACCGCAAGUCAUAGAAGCCACUGGUGACCUGGACUUGCUGCUGUUCAAUGAGUGCAAGGAGAAGAUGCGGCCAGUGAAGCGGGCUCUCAAACAGCUGGACACGCCCGACGCCUCAAUGAAUGAUGACGAACAAGUAAACCACACACGGCUCUGUCUGCUGAAAAUUGGUGAACACAUCAAUGAAUGCUGCAAUGAGUACUCAGACCCAGAAAAGGCAAAGCAAUGGCGUUCCCACCUGUGGUCAUUUGUGGCCAAGUUCACAGAACUGGAUGCCAAGGCAUUGUUCCGACUGUACCGGCAUGCACAAAAGAAAAACGAAAGUGCCGAUAAAUCUGCUGAUCGCACCAAGGACACCGACAAGAAGGACCACGACAAGAGGCCGAGACUACAUGACGAGGGGAGCCAGCCUGGCAGUACUCACAGCAGCAUUCAUGGAAGUGGGCACGGCAGUCAUCACGGCAACAGUGGACAGCACGGGAGCAGCAGCCAGCAUGGUUCCAGUCAGCACAGCGGCAGCCAGUAUGGCAGCAGUAGUCAGCAUGGCGGGCAACAUGGCAUCAAGAGGCACGCUGAGGACGACCACAAGAGGCCUAACAAGCGACCGCACGACGACAAACCACGGGACAAAAGAAACGACGGUGGUGGCAGCAACAGUCACAACAAAGGUGGUGGUGGCAGCAGUGGUGCAUAUCGUGACCGGGGUAGCAGCGGCUACCAGAAGGGCUCCAACAGCUACAACCACCCUCCCCACCGACCGUCAUCAUUCCAGCAGGGUCAAGAACGGUGGAACCACGAGAACCCUGCAUCCGGCUGGGAUAGGUAUAACAAUGAUUACAACAAGCAUGACCCAUACCGUCAUUACCAGGGAAAUCGCGUAGAUGAUCAGGCCUACAAACGAGACAAAGAUCCCAGGACACAACAUCCUGACAGAAGGUACCACGGUGGAAGUGGAGGCAGCAACUUUGGGCCAUACGGUAUACCACCAGUAGCAGCGGCAUCGGUACCUUACGCAGCUGGUUAUGGAGCAGUACCGGUGCCAACCGGCACUCUUCAGCCACCGGGCGCAAUGCCUGAACACCACACAAGCCCUUUGGGCCCCUACAGCCCUUACCAAGGGCACGCAGACUCAUGGAGGCGGAAAGAACGUACCAACAGCGGAGGAAGUGGUGGCUACUCGCGACCUCCUGGUGGCGGUGGCCAUUUCGAUCGACCACCCGAUGCACCUAAGCACGUCUAGGUGGCAUUCUACAUGAGUCGUGGGCUUCUGUAAUGCAUCAACGUUGCACGCUGCCAGAAAUUGCUGUCCUGUUUGGCAGCAAAGUGAGCUAAAGCCUUGGCAGUCUUCUGGCCUCAUCAAGACAGCUUUCGUCAGUAGCCAGACUCCCACUGCAAGACCUGGGAGUUGACCUCGGUUUUGGACUCUUGGAUCUCUCCGCAGCUUCGCUGGCUCAACAAAUUUACCUUAACAGAUGUGUUGGGAAAGCAAGCCAGUGCAGCAUACACAGCUUGUGGGGGUGGCUGUUUCUUCUAGGGCAGUACUGCUUGGACAUCUUGCAUCGAAUGCACGAGGUGCCAUGGUGUAAACUUCAGAUUGUGCAGUCAGUCUGGUCAUCAAUGCUAUGUUGUCAUGGAGGUUAAACGUCUUUUGUACAUUUUUUUUCCUGUGUUUUCUCAGUACUGUGUUGACUCAUGCAUUUUCUUUUGUGACUGGCAGCCACUCUGCACAAUUGGCGGCCACUUAUUGCCUUUUCUAAUGCAUUCCAGCUUCUUGAAAUGAAUCUUGGCAGUCUGUGAUUCUCUGUGUGGCACUGGAGAGACACUGCCUGCAAGCAGCAGUGUUUGCCGUAAAAUUGCGGUUGGCAAAGUACUUCGCGAAGCUGUGCCACAUGUAGUUACUAUCGAGGAGGUCCGAGUCUCUUGGCAUGUAUUUCUCCAUUCAAGCUGCGGCCAUGGGACAGGAUCAAAAGUUUACAGAAUUGAAUGAUUUUGUCGAUUUCCACCACUAUCCUUCUGCAUUCAGGCACACCUUUGUUGCUCCCUUUGUUGUUAAGGCCGCAUCCGCUGUGAUCGGCCGCCAAACAGGCCCAGGCCACAUUUUGUUCAGAGUUGGCUUUCCUGAGCAGUUCCUGUCGUAUAAAGCCGAGAGUUGUUGGGCAUAUGCCGUGUAGAUAGUUUAUAUUUCUUGUUCAGAGCUUUACACAGCAAACACGCGUUUAUUGCAAAAAUGCAUGCACAAGUCAUCAGUGGCCAAAGACGGUAUUGCUAAUCGCACAAGAAAUGAGACACCUGGGUUGCACAUGUGCCACGGCGUCUCUGUGCUUUAGUCGACUUGCAAUGCUCGAAGCACACAGUGCUUCAAAGUAGAACAAUUUUGGUGAAAACUGAAAGAUUUUGCAUGUGAAGAUUCGUGAAACGUGUCACAUGUUCGGGAUCGUGCAUUAGGCGUGCCCUUGGUCAAAACCUUGGUAAGUGCGCCAUGUUAACGAGACGGAAGUCUCAUUCUAAGCACCAGUGAAGUUGUGAUAAAGUUGUGGACUCCUUUUUUUUUCUGUAUGAACAUCUUAGUCGUGUGACCUCAUUUGGAUGAUUGAGCUGUGUGGAACUAUGUAAGUUGUGCUCCGACGUGAUAGCUUAAAGUCCCAAUGGACUUAGGCAUUGUGUGCCCAAUGGAAUCAAAAUCUUUUGUGGUGAUUGGUGUACAUAAAUGUGUGAUUACUUAGGUAGUAGAUGAUGAUUGGGGACCAAACACUAGUCCCAAAUUAUGUACAGACAGAGAGAGUGUUUAUUUAGCAAUUUUUGUAAUAUGUUUUGCCAUGAAGAAAAAAAAAAACUCGACGAAA